CAGUUACAAACCUCCGUUUUCAUAAUCCUUCCCGAAACAAAGUAUUAUACCCUCCCUCAGUCCACUACCUCCCUCGAGCUCUUUCCACCACCACCACCACGAAGCCGCCGUGCCACCGACGCGCGCCCCUGCCAAAUGCUCGAAAGGCGAAAAAAUUAAAUUCCGUAAAAUCAAAUGUCUUCUCACGAACAAGCCCUAGCCUCUUUAGUCUCCCAGCUUGCCCUCUCCUUCGACGGAGCAAUUCUCGGCGUCGCACUCGCAUACGCCGCUGUACGUUCCUUUCUAAAGUUCACGUCAAAUUCUAAAGCCCUCCGCAAAAUUCGCAGUGCCCCUACCGUCAAAGUCUCUGAUCUCCGCUCCAUCCUCGAUCUUUCCCAGCGGGCUGAUGAAAACCAAAACCAAAACAAUCAGAAGCUCGUGAUUGUUCAGGGGCAGGUGGAGGCGAAAUCCAACGUUGAUAGUAACUGGAAGAGCUAUAGGCCUAAUGUUUUGAUCGCUCAUGAAUCUGGUGAUAAGGCCGUUAUUGUGCAGAGAACUCAAACUUGUUUAUACAAUGAAUGGAAGGGCUUCUUUGGGUGGACUUCUGAUCUUCGAGCAAUCUUUGGUAGAUCUUGGAGGGAACAAGAAUCAACCUCGUUGCGAACGGUCCCUUUUGUUCUUGUUGAAAGUGGUCGAUGGCAACAUUCAAAUUAUGUUAUUGUGAAUAUGGAUGGUUCAAGACAUCCUCUGCCUCUUACGACAGUGUAUCAUCAAUUGCAACCCAUUGAUGCUUCUCCAUAUACAUUCCUUCAGGCACUUUUUGGUCAUGAAUACCCAGUUGGUCUGCUUGAUGAGGAGAAAAUCCUCCCAUUAGGGAAGGAGAUAAACAUUGUGGGCAUUGUCAGCUUUAAAAAUGGAAUUUCUGAGAUAAAAUCUUGCAAGGAUCUCCCAUAUUUUCUGUCAGAUAUGACUAAAGAUCAGAUGGUAGUAGAUCUUGCCUUCAAGACAAAAGUUCUGUUGUGGAGUGGUAUUGUUCUUGGUUCGCUGUCAAUUGGUAUUCUUGGCUAUGCUGUUGUGAGGAACUGGAAUAAAUGGAAAGAGUGGAGGCAACAGAGACAGUCUCAGCAACAAAGCCAUGCUCUUAGUGAUGGGGAUGCCCCUCAGAUUGAUGCAGAUGUGGAGACAGGAGAUGUACCGGAUGGACAAUUAUGUGUGAUUUGCUUGAUGAGGAGAAGACGAUCUGCAUUCGUUCCAUGCGGGCAUCUUGUUUGUUGCCAACUCUGUGCGAUAUCAGUUGAACGGGAGAUAUCACCAAAGUGUCCUCUCUGUCGGCAGGCAAUCCGGAGUUCUAUGAGGAUAUUUGAUUGUUGAGGAACCAAUAAUAACUUUAUUAGAGGACAGUGUUGGACAGAUAUCUCGAAGAAGAACCAAAAUUAUAUUUGUAUAUAGAUGUAGGAAUUUUACAGAUUACUGAUUGAUAAUCACUAAUUAUGCAGGUUGAUGUUGCUUAUUAGAAUUUCCAUUCUCUCG
Molecule: messenger RNA, 1509 nt
Organism: Jatropha curcas
Lineage: Eukaryota; Viridiplantae; Streptophyta; Magnoliopsida; Malpighiales; Euphorbiaceae
Product: E3 Ubiquitin ligase family protein
Biological process (GO): protein ubiquitination; organelle organization
Molecular function (GO): ubiquitin-protein transferase activity
Source: RefSeq, a predicted model, not a curated record